CGGUGCUGUUCUGAACGACCAGUUCAAAAACGGGGAAGGCGUAGUUGGAUGGGGUUUGUGUUGGAGGACCGCUGUGCCGCAGUCAUUUACAGUAAAUUGCUUCGAUACACACGGAGCAAACGUACCUCAAAGUAAGUUCAAGAUCGUUUUAGGGAAACGCGUCGUUCAGUACAAACCGUUAAGCAACGUAAACGUUCAAUCGAACUGAACGCACCCCUGAGUAUCCCUGGAUGACUGUUUCCGCAUCUUGCCAACUGUCCUAAUGAAUGAGGCGGAGGAUCUCCAGCAUUGCUUCUCAGUGAUAUAACAGCAAGGAUAUUCAUUUCACUAACAGUACCUUUAGAUAUCACCAUGGAGACCCUCACACCCCACGUGUAUUGGGCACAGCGUCAUGCAGACAUCUACCUGCGUGUGGAGCUGAGUGACGCUAAGAAUCUUGAUAUCUGCGUGCAAAACAACACCCUGCAAUUCAAAGCUCAGGGUCACGGAGCUAAAGGAGACCAUGACUAUGAGUUCAGUCUGGACUUCCUGGAACCAGUAAAACCUGAGGUUAGUCACAGGUCGACCCAGCGCCUGGUAAAUGUGACAGUGAGGAAGCAGGAGCAGCGUUGGUGGGAUAGACUCACUCUGCAGGAGAGGAAACCUCUCUUCCUGGCGCCAGACUUCGACCGUUGGCUCGACGAAUCAGACGCGGAGAUGGAGCUUCAGGCUAAGGAAGAGGAGAAGAUAAACAAGGUCAGCAUCGAGUCAAGAAUCCGUACAGACCCCUACCUGGGCCUGAAGAAGGGCUAUCUGUUCAUGUACAACCUGGUCCAGUUCCUGGGUUUCUCCUGGAUCUUUGUCAACAUGACCGUCCGUCUCUUCAUCCUGGGACAAGACUCGUUCUAUGACACGUUCCACACCAUUGCUGACAUGAUGUACUUCUGUCAGAUGAUGGCUAUAGCAGACUGGUCAGAACCCUCUAGUGGGCUGGUCAAGACAGACCCUGCUAUGAUCCAGGUGGUGGGUAGGAACGUAAUCCUGUUUGUGAUCUUCGGUAGUCUGGAGGAGAUGCAGAACAAAGCAGUGGUCUUCUUCGUCUUCUACCUCUGGAGCACCAUAGAGAUCUUCAGGUAUCCAUUCUACAUGUUGGCCUGCAUCGACACAGACUGGAAGCUGCUGACCUGGCUCAGAUACUCCAUCUGGAUGCCCCUCUACCCUCUGGGGGUGCUAGCAGAGGCUAUAGCUGUGAUCCAGUCCCUGCCUAUCUUCGAUGAGACCCGUCUGUACAGCAUCCCUCUACCUACGGUCCUGGGCUCGUCCUUCAGCUUUUCCUUCACUCUGAAGAUCUACCUGGCCCUCAUGUUCCUCGGUCUGUUCAUCAACUUCCGCCACCUGUUUCGCCAGAGGAGGAGACGAAUGCGCUCCAGGAAGAGGAAAAUGAACUAACGGAUAGAAGGACAAACCUCACGAUCUCUCCAGUCGCACUACUGGUUGCCUUUUCACACCUCUCCUCUCACACCUCUCUCUCUUCUCUCUUCUCUCCUCACCUCACACCUCUGUCCUCUCUCUCCUCUCCUCCCCUCUCCUCUCCUUAUACCUCUCACCUCUCUUCUCUCCUCACCCAGUCUGUUCAUCAGAGGUACCUCCUCUAACACAAACCCUUCCCUUCCUCACCCAGUCUGUCAAUCAGAGGUACCUCCUCUAACACAAACCCUUCCCUUCCUCACCCAGUCUGUUCAUCAGAGGUACCUCGUCUAACACAAACCCUUCCCUUCCUCACCCAGUCUGUCCACCAGAAGUACCUCCUCUAACACAAACCCUUCCCUUCCUCACCCAGUCUGUCCACCAGAGGUACCUCCUCUAACACAAACACUCAUCUUCCUCACCCAGUCUGUCCACCAGAGGUACCUCCUCUAACACAAACACUUCUCUUUCUCACCCAGUUUCUGAUUUAUAUGUUAGUAUUAACAGAUACAUGUCAUACUGUACUGUUAGUAUUAACAGAUACAUGUCAUACUGUACUGUUCGUAUUAACAGAUACAUGUCAUACUGUACUGUUAGUAUUAACAGAUACAUGUC
Messenger RNA from Oncorhynchus gorbuscha (pink salmon), 2061 nucleotides. Its product is annotated as very-long-chain (3R)-3-hydroxyacyl-CoA dehydratase-like. Gene Ontology annotation, biological process: fatty acid elongation; sphingolipid biosynthetic process; very long-chain fatty acid biosynthetic process. NCBI's taxonomy places the organism in Eukaryota, Metazoa, Chordata, Actinopteri, Salmoniformes, Salmonidae. The record is from RefSeq and is a predicted model, not a curated record. Gene Ontology annotation, cellular component: endoplasmic reticulum membrane. Gene Ontology annotation, molecular function: 3-hydroxyacyl-CoA dehydratase activity.